AUGAAGAGGACUCGUAGAGGUACUACUGAGGCUUCAUCAACCCGACCUAAUAGACAGCGUCCCACGGCCUCAACGAGGAGACAGAGAGCGGCUCCUCAAGAUCACUUUGAGGAUACUACAGAGGUUGAAGAUGUAGUUCCUACUCAUGAUAGUAAUGCUGAUGCAGAGGUUGAAGAUGUAGCUGCUACUCAGGAUAGUAAUGUUGAGGUACAUGCCGAGCCUACUGAGCCAUCUCGAGUAGAUCCCAUUGAUCCAUCUUUACUUACGAGUUUUAAAACUCACAUAGCAGCUGCAAUUUGGAAUAACCAGGAACGUGAGCCCCUUAGGUGCAUGUCGAAAACAUCUACCCUUCGUGAGUGGAAUUGGUGGGGUAAUCCAAAUAAUAGUAUAUUCAAAGGGUGGCAUCCCGAAACGAACACCUUUCACAUGCCUUUUGGUGAGAUGGCCAUCACAUUGUCAUCAUGGUUGAGACCUUGCCAAGUUUAUCAAGCAGUUGAGACCUUGCAACAGAUUUUAGAGGGUACAAACAUACGGUCUACCAUGACAUAUCAACGUCAUCAUGGUUAA
Messenger RNA from Prunus armeniaca (apricot), 567 nucleotides. The record is from the annotation of a GenBank genome assembly. Lineage: Eukaryota; Viridiplantae; Streptophyta; Magnoliopsida; Rosales; Rosaceae.